AUGUUGUGCACGGCAUUAGGAAUUGUGCUCGGUGUGUUGGUCUCACUGUAUGCCUUGUUUGAGCUGCACUACUUUCUGCGGAUGUGCCUUUGCGUGGUGUCGGCGCGCUAUCUUAAGAAGCGAAUGCACAUACUGGACACGGGCACCGUUGUAGGACUAUGUCUAACGAAUGACAUCGACACACUGCUGUACCACAUGAACAAUGCGCGCUAUCUGCGUGAGAUAGACUUUGCGCGGGUGGAUUUCUACGAGCGGACAGCUCUGUACCGGACGAUCCGUAGUAAAGGUGGGUCCGUUGUCCAGGGUGCCACCACGAUACGCUAUCGGCGCUUUAUUCGUCCCUUUACCCGUUUCACAAUCAGCUCGAGGAUCGUGUACUGGGAUAAUCAAUCCAUCUUCAUGGAGCAUCGGUUUCUCGGUGGAACAGAUGGGUUUAUCCACUGUAUCGCACUCUGCCGUCAGCGGGUCAUGCAAUGCUCGGUGGAGGACGUGAUGGCCACGCUGCUGAAGAGUGGGCUGGUUGUGCAGUGCACACCGAAGAAGCUGCCCGCCACCACCAGCUCGACCGAGUGCCUGGAGAAGGUGGAAACCGGCACGGGCAUGGAUUCGGCCACCCUCGCCAAGCCCGAUCUGCCGCCCGAGGUGGCCAAAUGGCUCGAGUGGAACGAUAUCUCGAGCGCCAGCCUGCGUAGUGAAUGUGGCGGAUAAUGUUCUCGACCUUGAUGGUUCUGAAUGUCGACAAAAAAAAAAACAUUCCAACGCACUUCACCCGAGUGCCGUCUGUUAAUGUGUCCGCUUUCGUGUUGUGCACAGCAAAGUCCUUAUUUCUUUUCCUACUUGCCCAGUGCAAAGAGCGUGUACGAUGUUACAAGUACAGGGCCAUGAGCUUGCAUUCCAACACCGCACUAGGUGCGCACUAGAACCUUCCCGAACUCGCUAACUAACUCUCUAUCUCUAUCGUUGUUGAUCCUUCUUCUGGUAGUUAACAAAUGGAAAAUAAAAUUUUCAACCGUACCGUCUGAAUGCGGCCAUCUUACACUCCUACCGCAAUCCUUCAAUGUUACG
Molecule: messenger RNA, 1065 nt
Organism: Anopheles moucheti
Lineage: Eukaryota; Metazoa; Arthropoda; Insecta; Diptera; Culicidae
Product: protein THEM6
Exons: 3
Coding region: 1-708 (235 amino acids)
Source: RefSeq, a predicted model, not a curated record